Molecule: messenger RNA, 1271 nt
Organism: Magnolia sinica
Lineage: Eukaryota; Viridiplantae; Streptophyta; Magnoliopsida; Magnoliales; Magnoliaceae
Product: protein RGF1 INDUCIBLE TRANSCRIPTION FACTOR 1
Exons: 4
Coding region: 211-963 (250 amino acids)
Molecular function (GO): zinc ion binding
Source: RefSeq, a predicted model, not a curated record
AAGCCCAACACACCUCACCAAUCUCACUAUUUUUUCUCUCAAUUUUUUUUUUUUUUUUUCCAAUUUUCUCCUCCAAAACCUCAGCUAUAUAUAGAGAAACUCCUCUUUAGGGUUUCCCCUCUUCCCUGCUCUCUACUCUACUAUAACUAGCCAGAAAUUAAAGAAGAGAUAGAGAUUUCUACAUAAAGUAGAGAAAGAAAGAGGAGAAAAAUGGUGAAAGAAAAGAGAGAAGAGAUGGUGAUGAAACCUGCUUGGCUGCAAGGCUUGGUGGGGGAGACAUUCUUUGCCGGGUGUGGGACCCAUGAGAAUCGCAAGAAGAAUGAGAAAAACAUUUUCUGUUUGGUGUGUUGCCGGAGCAUCUGCCCUCACUGUGUACCUGCACACCGCUCUCAUCCGCUAUUACAGGUGCGGCGAUAUGUCUAUCACGACGUGGUCCGGUUGGAUGAUCUUGAGAAGCUCAUCGACUGCUCAUAUGUUCAGCCAUACACUAUCAACAGUGCCAAAGUAGUGUUCUUGAAUCAAAGGCCACAAUCAAGGCCUUUCAAGGGCUCUGCAAACAACUGCCUGACCUGCGACAGGAUCCUCCAAGAGCCAUUUCAGUUCUGUUCUCUCUCAUGCAAGGUGGACCAUGUGGUCCAACAAGGCGAUGAUCUGUCGAGCAUCUUAUACAGGUUCGACGAAUCCGAUUUUGCCUUCUCACAGUUUGAAGGCCUCAGGAUGGAUGGCUCAGAUCUCAUCGAGGACGAUGACCAGAUCACCCCCAGCUCAAUUUUGGAGGACCCAAUUCAGUUCAAGGGCUCAUCAUGCUCUAGCAACAACAGUGGGGCCCACAUGAGGGGAAAUGUGGGAAAUGCUGAGGAUUCUGAGGUGGUGAAGAGAAAGAAGGGGAGUGGAUUCCUCCCAAACAUAGUUCUCUCAUUGAGCAGGAGAAAGGGGGCCCCACAUAGAUCCCCACUUUCUUAAAUGGGGAAAUGGAAAAGAAAAUUCAAAGUAACAAGACUUUAUUUUAAGUACCUAUAUAUCUAUUAAUAUUAAUAGGGUUGUCUGAGAUAAGUUAUUACUGUAGAGUUCAAUGUCUGCAGGGGCUCCUUGAGUGUUUCUUGGAGGGGCAUUUAUGGAUUUUUCUUUCGUUUGGGAGGGCAUUUCCUUUACUGACCUGGUGGGCCACACACCAUAUUUCUUCAACGGCUCUUGUGGCUCCCAAUUUUGUAUUCAUGUAAUGGAAUGCUCAUAUCAUAUAUAAAUUCAGGCAUGUAUUUUGUGUUUUUUCA